AUGGGUCAAUUUUGGGGGAAAUCCGCGAAAUAUUCUCACGAGGAAAAACCCGUUAAGAAGUGGUAUACGGACUCAGCCUUGACUCUCCUCACCGGCUGUCUCUCUUUUAUUACAUUUUUGUUGAAUGCAACGGCCUGCUACGGCGGAAACCUGAGGCACUUGGCGCCAUAUGACUUGAACGCUGAUUUCUGCGGCUCCAAGCUGGUGGGCGAAGACCGGCAGUACCUUUACUACCCCGAUCCUCACAAUCCGACGAGUGGGAUCUGCGUGGACUCGUGCCCAACAGCGGAAACGCGAGGCACCAUCAACAUCCCUGAUGGCCUUGGGGGCAUUCAAGUGCACCCCAUAACGAGCUCGGAGUUGGUGUCAGGACAAUACUGUUUCCAGCGCCGGCUGAAGUCCCGGGAGAUACUGACAACGCUGCAGCAGCAGCGGCCGUUUCUGUACAGCAUCGUUCAAGACAUUUUCAAAGCUACAGAAGUCCUUUUUGCGACUAUCUUUCUUUCUAUAGUGUUGGCAAUUGCUGGCAUUAAAGCUAUGUUGAACAAAAGGGCCGGAAAAAAUGUUUGUCUUGCUGCUUCUUUUGCCCCUUGUUUCUUUUCCCUCUUGACUGUCUUGCUGACUCUUUACCACUUCUUCACUCCGCGAGUUCUCCAACCUGGCUUUUCCUUGCUGCUCCUGUCGGGCAUUUUGGCCACUAUGUCCUUCUUGACGGGGACACUGCCGGUUAUUUUUCCCAAGACUUACGGGAGGUCGCGGCAGUUCAUGCUUAUUGGCGCGCAAGCCCUCGAGGAAAUGCCCGACUUGUUGACCUUCAUCAUAGUCACAGUGGCGGGCAUUGGGGUGACAGUCGUUUGGAACAUUUGGAUUUGCGCCUCUCUGCUCACUAUGGGCAGGGCCGUCCCCCAGCCCCUUGUGGUGGACUCCCACGGCGAAACUUACAUGGGCAUUGUGGCUUCUUUCACGAGGACUCCGGGCCAAGGACUGGCUUGCUUGGUUGUGUUGGUGACUUUCGUUCUGCAGUUCGAAAGCGCCAUUGUUUUCACCAAGUUCCUCACUACCCGCUGCGUCAAGAAGUGGUUCGAAAAACUGCCGAGGAACGGAGUCAGGAGCCCCAGAUGCGACUACGUCUUGCCUGUUUGCAUGGAUGUGCCAAAAGACUGGGGCCCGAUGGGAGCAGCAAUUCUCUUCAACAACCAGCUGCUGCCUGUCAAGCUAGACGAAGCCAACGGUGGCUUUCUUGAAGCAGCUCUUGCCGGCUACAUCGUGAGUUUCAAUACUUGUCAAGAGUUUAAAAACAAGAAACGAAAUGCAAGUGCAGGAGCUCACGCAAGGGAAAGUGGACGAUCACUACCAGGCUCACCACUAUCACAUCCAGGAGUUGCUGAGAGCAUUUUCGUUGCUGUGCUGACGUGGAUUGGCCUAGAACUAGCGCCUAUUUUCAACAACACGGGAGAAAAGGCGCUGGAUUCGAUCCCCGUGAUCGUGCUGCUUGUCUUCGUUAUGUCUGCACUUGUGCUAACAGUUUUUCAAGAAGCAGUGAACGCGGCAGCCUGUGCGGGGGUAAUGUAUUGGUCAAAGGCCGCGUCGGAUGUGCUGUGGUGCAAUUCAAUAAAUUCUGACACUCUUCCCGUAUACGAGUCGAAACACCUGCGGAAAUUUCUGGAACUGCUAAGGCGCAAAUGCGACCGCCAGAUUCUGUUUUAA
Molecule: messenger RNA, 1707 nt
Organism: Eimeria necatrix
Lineage: Eukaryota; Apicomplexa; Conoidasida; Eucoccidiorida; Eimeriidae
Exons: 13
Coding region: 1-1707 (568 amino acids)
Source: RefSeq, a predicted model, not a curated record